GAUCAUGACGACGACGCUGCCGGAGAAGGAAGCGGAAACGCAGCAGGAGAUCAGGGAGCGGGAGGCCAAGGCUUUGGAGGACCGGAAGGAGCGCAAGAUCUACGAGAACUUUGCCACGCCCCUGGCAGGCACUUUCCUCAACCUGCCACGCGAGCCCGUGGAGAUCAAGUGCCCCGCCUGCGGAAUCAAGGAUCUGAGUGUGGUGCAGAAUGAUCUGAAGUGGUGGGCCAGUGAACUUAACCGCAUCGUGGGUUGUCUUUUUGUGACCUUCUGCUGCUGCUGCUGCUUUAAUUACUAUGUGCCGUGCAAACAAACCGAUCGAAGUCAUUACUGCGGCAAUUGCGGCUGUUACUUUGGACGUUCCAUGAAGAGGAGGCAACCACUCAAAUUGAAGGCAACCACCGCCUAGGCAGCAUUGUUCAUAUUUAUAUUUAUUAAAAUUCGUCUAAACACUCAAAUUCCCACCCACUGCAAUACCAUCGAUACAAAAAUAAAACCAAAAAUAUCA
Molecule: messenger RNA, 508 nt
Organism: Drosophila mauritiana
Lineage: Eukaryota; Metazoa; Arthropoda; Insecta; Diptera; Drosophilidae
Exons: 2
Coding region: 5-409 (134 amino acids)
Source: RefSeq, a predicted model, not a curated record